This is a messenger RNA of Toxotes jaculatrix (banded archerfish), 2894 nucleotides long. RefSeq names its product basic helix-loop-helix family, member e40 (gene bhlhe40). Gene Ontology annotation, molecular function: protein dimerization activity; RNA polymerase II cis-regulatory region sequence-specific DNA binding; DNA-binding transcription factor activity, RNA polymerase II-specific. Gene Ontology annotation, cellular component: nucleus. The record is from RefSeq and is a predicted model, not a curated record. NCBI's taxonomy places the organism in Eukaryota, Metazoa, Chordata, Actinopteri, Toxotidae. The coding region runs from base 324 to 1553 and encodes 409 amino acids. Gene Ontology annotation, biological process: anterior/posterior pattern specification; circadian regulation of gene expression; regulation of transcription by RNA polymerase II. The transcript is spliced from 5 exons.
CGUGCCUGUAGUCACAGGGUUUGUUUAACACGUAGUCAAAAACCCACCCAGCUCUCACACAUUCAACCGGGCGUGGAGCCUCCCUAGACAUACUACCGAGUCCGGACCUCAGGGUGACAACGCUGCGCCGUGCCCAACUCCAGCUCACAGCGGGAACACACACAUACACGCUGGAUAACAGGAGAUACUUUUUGAUUAGUUUUUAUUACUAUUAUUAUUUUUGUACGAUUUUUUUCUCGUUUUGAAGCGCGACUGCAGAGACACAUUUGGAAGGUUUUGAAGGCUUUUUGAAGUCAUUUAUUCGGGUUUUGCAGUUAAACGACAUGGAGAGGAUUACCAGUGCGCAACCACCUCCCUGUGUACCCAAACACCCAUCACUGGAUAUAGCUGACAUGCCAGGAAUGGAUUUUCCCAUUUAUGUGUACAAACCCAGAAGGAGCAUGAAGAGCAGGGAUGAGAGCAAGGAGACAUACAAGUUGCCCCACCGUCUAAUCGAAAAGAAACGACGUGACAGAAUCAACGAAUGCAUUGCCCAGCUGAAGGAUUUGUUGCCAGAACAUCUUAAGCUUACAACGCUGGGUCAUUUGGAGAAAGCCGUGGUGCUGGAACUCACGCUGAAGCAUGUGAAAGCCCUGAGUGCUCUCCUGGAGCAACAGCAGCAGAAAAUUAUUGCAUUACAGAAGGACCUGCAAAUUAGUGAUCAUGGAGGUGACAGCGCAGAGAGCAAUGAGGAGAUGUUCCGCUCCGGCUUUCACUUAUGUGCUAAAGAAGUCCUCCACUAUCUGGCAAGCCAAGAAAGCAGCAGGGACCUGACCCCUUCCCAUGUCAUCAGCCACAUCCAAAAAGUAGCAGCUGAAGUCCUUCAGCAUCGUAGCACCGUACACCCAGAUGAGUCCGUCCCUCAAGCUUUGGAGAAAUCCAAGAAACCUGCCGGACAGCCCCCGAGGGCAUCUGAGGGCCCUGCAAAGAACUGUGUUCCUGUUAUUCAAAGGACUUACCCCCAUGGGAUAGGAGAGCAAAGUGGCAGUGACACAGACACUGACAGCGGGUAUGGGGGAGAACACGACAAGCGUGACCCCAAAGCCCAGUGGUCAGAAGGCCAUGCAAGGGAGGGGGAGCUGAAGCACGCAGUGUCUGAGCGCACGGCCGGUGCCAUCAAGCAGGAGGGUGAUGAGCCUCAGGCCAAGAAGUCAAGGUCUGACUCUUCGGAGGACGAGAUUCUCUCCGGUCACGCGGGAGGCCCUGGCAGCUACAUGAGCUUCUCACCCAACCAGCCCCCAUUUUGCCUCCCCUUCUACCUCAUACCCCCCGCUGCUGCAGCAGCAGCCUAUCUGCCCAUGCUGGACAAAUGCUGGUACCCAGGCGGCAUGCCAGUUAUGUACCCAGGCAUGAGUGGCUCUACAGUGAGCUUGCCCCCGGAGACACUUCCCUCAUCCCUGGUGAUGUCCCCAAGGGCAGGGUCUCCGGUUCCCCACCAUCCCGCCAUGGACUCCCCUGCUCUUCACAAAGCUUUAAAGCAGGUCCCCCCUUUGAACUUGGAAACCAAAGACUAAACAGAUGUGUUUCUGUUGGAACUUUGCCCUCCGAAUGUUGAACGGGGUUAAAUGGUUGGCCCACUGAAAAGACUUUAAACAGACCAACGCACUGGUUUCCCUUCAAACCGCAGCCGUUGUUUGGCCCAUCAGAAAACUGACCCCGGCGAAGAACCCCAAAUGGUCACCACCAUAUAUCAUCAGCUCCUGACAUAUUGAAAACAGGACUUCUGGGGCCAACCUGCAGCGCCCAUGCAGAGGCUCAUAUAUUACCUGUUGCAUGGCUCUGAAACACUGUGAAGAUGGUCAGUUCAAAGACGAUGAGCUCACAAGAGAUCGCAAGAACAUUUUUUUAGCAAGGUUCUUCUUCUCUGCGCUCAUUGUUGAAUGUCAGAGGUAAACCCAGAAUGUAAGGCACCCCCCAACCCCUAUUACCAAAAAAAAAAAAAAAAAAAAACAGAAAAAAAAAAACAUUUUUUUGGACCUACUUUUUGCACACACACACACCAGUCUGUAAUGAAUGUAAAGAUUGAACAAAAGCCCCUUGUAGAUGCUGCUUGAAUUAUUAUUACCUGCUGUAGAUCUGUGAAUGGGGGAUCUACCUUCAGUGUUUGUAGCUCCUGUAACUGCAACAAAACAUUGUUUAGACUAGAAUGUUACCAAAAUAAAUGUCUGGCUCAUGUUGAUCAGACAUGUCACAAAAGACGUUGCUUCUUUCACCCUUCAUUUACCUUGGAGCUAAAUGAACACGAGUGUUCAUGAUGCUCAGAGAAUUCAGGGCGUUGUCACUGUACGAGGUGUGUCACUCAUGUCUGUUCAAGAGUGAUGUGGUAUGUGGUAUACAUGCUUUUAUGAUUUAAUUUGUGAGUCAUGACUGUGUUUGCAUCUAGAUGGAGAUUCUGUGAAGUAAUGUCUUGUAAUAAUUUUUGUUUAUACUACUCAUACAUCUCUAUUUUUGAUACGUGACCCGCUGAGUGUACUUGCAUCGCUACCAGAAGAAUUUUGAGGUAGUCCUUUGCUGUAUGCCCAUAGAGUGUGUACAGUUUAUAGCAUCAUGCUCAGCCAGAUUUGCAUCUUGUCCACAAAUUCCCAGUUAAGGCCUGAUCUUAGUUAAUAAUGUUGCCUUUACUCGUUUAACGCAGGCACAAUGAUGGCAGGUGUUUAAAUGUAUUUGCUUUAAAUGUUGUGUCUGUGGCAAAGAGAGUGAAUGUAAAGUUCAAACAAAAAUAAUAGUUUUGUAUAGAGAGAGGUACUUGGGAUUUUUAUUUUGAAAUGUAACACAAGGUUGUUUGUUGUAUAUAUUUUGUAUAUAAAGUAUUAUUGAUAUAUAUUAAAAUAUUAAUAAAGCUUUUCCCCCCCGUG